AUGCAUCCAAACGGGCAUAAGCAGAAAGCGCAACCACCAUGGCAAUUUCAUCAGGCUCCACAUUCUCAAGCUACAUUCUUCGAAACACGGCAAUGGCAUCGUGGGGCCGAUUCGCUUAGGCAUACCCAUCACAUCUCCAGUGGUCAUGCUCAUUUCAUCAAACAGCUUGCGAGCAUCAGAGUUGCUAGGAGAGCCAAAAGAGGAGUACAUCCUGACCAAGGCAGUAAGGACGUGAAGAUGAGAAUGGUGGCCAAAGCAAAUGGAUUGAGAGUGAAGUUGCCUUCCAGUGACGGCUUUGAGGGCGAAAGGGACGGAGUAAGUGUCGGGUCACAAGCCAGCAAAUUGGAUGUUAUUGUAAAGAAAGAUAGAAGAUUUGAGGUGCGGAGGAGAGCAAGAGAGAGCGUUGGUGAUGGUGUUGUAGAGAUAGAUAUCGGGGGAGUAGGUAAUGGAGGCGAAGACAGAAUAAGCAUAGGAAGAGAAGCCAAGAGAAGAGCAAGCGUGAAUGAAUCGGCUAAGGAGGAGGUUGUUUGUAUCGAGGGCUCUGAGAAGCAUGAAGGCAUGUGUCUGGUGGAUGUGUUUGAGAUUAGAGGAAUGGGUGAGUAUGGAAUUCAAAACGGAUGA
This is a messenger RNA of Dovyalis caffra, 621 nucleotides long. The record is from the annotation of a GenBank genome assembly. NCBI's taxonomy places the organism in Eukaryota, Viridiplantae, Streptophyta, Magnoliopsida, Malpighiales, Salicaceae.